This is a messenger RNA of Alexandromys fortis (reed vole), 2026 nucleotides long. It is a transcript of the gene Tdp2, whose product is annotated as tyrosyl-DNA phosphodiesterase 2. The coding region runs from base 16 to 1224 and encodes 402 amino acids. The record is from RefSeq and is a predicted model, not a curated record. Gene Ontology annotation, molecular function: 5'-tyrosyl-DNA phosphodiesterase activity; single-stranded DNA binding. Gene Ontology annotation, biological process: double-strand break repair. Gene Ontology annotation, cellular component: PML body; cytoplasm. Lineage: Eukaryota; Metazoa; Chordata; Mammalia; Rodentia; Cricetidae. The transcript has 7 exons.
UCCGCCGGAAGGUUGAUGCGGAAGCACGCGCACGCAGCACGCCUGCGCAGAGCCCGGCGUUUGUUUUCCCUGUCGCGCGGGAAGCGGCGUGCGGAGCGGAUCUCGUCGGGAGAUGCUGUGCUGAUGGCGUCCGGGAGCGGCUCGGAUGCGCCGGAGCCGGCGGCGGCUCCCGCAGCAGCGGAAACCGAGGAGGAGAUUGACCAGCGGGUGAAGAGGCGGCGGCUUCAGUGCAUGGGGUUUGCGUUGGUGGCGAAAUGCGAAACCACGACGGCCCACACCUUCCUGUCGGAGAACGACUGGCAGAUGGACAAAGCACUGAACGCCUACUUCGAACCGGCAGAGAACGACCCUGCGUGGCCACGCCAGCCUCCAACGUCCUUCCAAUCCGAGGCCUAUGUUGAUCUAACCAGCGAGGAUUCAGAUGAUACCACCAUUUUAGAAACCAGUCCAUCUGGAACUCCUCUAGAAGACAGCAGCACUAUCUCUUUCAUUACCUGGAAUAUUGAUGGAUUAGAUAGAAACAAUUUGCCGGAGAGGGCUCGAGGGGUGUGUUCCUCCCUAGCUUUGUACAGUCCAGAUGUGGUAUUUCUACAGGAAGUUAUUCUUCCAUAUUGGGCCUACCUAAAGAAGAGAGCAAGAGGCUACAAAAUUAUUACAGGUAAUGAAGAAGGAUAUUUCACAGCUAUACUGUUGAAGAAAGGAAGAGUGAAAUUUAAAAGUCAAGAGAUUGUUCCAUUUCCAAAUACUAAGAUGAUGAGAAACCUUCUAUGUGUGAACGUGAGUGUUGGUGGAAAUGAAUUCUGCCUCAUGACGUCCCAUUUGGAGAGCACCAGAAAAUAUUCUGCCGAACGAAUGAGUCAAUUAAAAACGGUUUUUCAGAAAAUGCAAGAGGUUCCAGAUUCAACUACUGUUCUAUUUGCAGGAGAUACAAAUUUGAGAGAUCGAGAAGUUAUCAAAUGUGGUGGUUUACCUGCCAAUGUUUUUGAUGCCUGGGAAUUUUUGGGCAAACCUAAACAUUGCCAGUAUACAUGGGAUACAAGAAAAAAUACUAAUCUCGGGAUUCCUGCUCCUUGUAAGCAUCGCUUUGAUCGAAUAUUUUUCAAAGCAGAGGAGGGCCGCCUUAUUCCCAAAAGUUUAGACCUUAUUGGGUUGGAAAAACUGGACUGUGGUAGAUUUCCUAGUGAUCACUGGGGUCUCCUCUGCAACUUGAAUGUAGUGUCGUGAAAAGCUUUCCAAAUUUGAACUUUAUAUGUUUGCAGUAGUUCUGGAUUCAUGUAAAUCUCAAUCUUUCAGGAAAGCUAGGUAUUACACACAAGAAUUAACAAACUGGUUCAUUAGUACAGCAAAAGCGGUUACAUUUUGCUUUGCAGCUUGUGUCCUGAGAAUUAAAAAUUGGUGUUUGUAAUCAAAGCAUGCUUGCGUUCAGAAUGUGUGAACCUUUGUUGAAGGAAUACAGCCACUCAGCUCGUAACAGUGCUCAUUGCUGCCAUAAGGAUUUCAAGUAGUGGCCAUAUUGUCUCAGGGCUAAUUGUCACAAAACUACUGUUAGGAUUGUUAGGCUCCAAAAUAAUAUUACCAUUUUAUCAAGAGAAAAAGCAAGCUACUGAAUUCUUGAGACCGCACUGUGUCUUAGGAUCUGUGUCUUAGGAUUUGUAAGCUCAGAAACUUAAGUGAAAAAGCCAUGACCAUUUGCAUUAGAUGAUAUGUUGUAUAUCAGACUUAAUUCUUGUCAGCUGAUAGUAUAAUUGACUUAGUCAUGAGUUAAAUUUGCACUUUAAUUCCAAUAACUUCUGAUUAAUGUUAAUUUUUUCCUGAUAAGUGAUAAAGUUAAGUUUGGUAAUGAUUACAUGCAGCUUAAGCAACAUGGGAAUUUUUUCUCAGAGAAAAAUUCAUGUAGAAAAGUAACCUUUUGGUAUUGUUACUGGUAAAAUGCAAAUACUUUUUAGGAAGUGAAUAAAAGUACAUUUUUAAAAAAUGUUCUGUAAAGAAAAGAAGCAAUGUAAAUAAAGCAUUGUACUUGUUUUUA